Diplodia corticola is the source of this 5283-nucleotide messenger RNA. RefSeq names its product dna-directed rna polymerase ii subunit rpb1. Bases 1 to 5283 code for a protein of 1760 amino acids. The transcript is spliced from 5 exons. Gene Ontology annotation, molecular function: DNA binding. Gene Ontology annotation, cellular component: RNA polymerase II, core complex. Gene Ontology annotation, biological process: transcription by RNA polymerase II. NCBI's taxonomy places the organism in Eukaryota, Fungi, Ascomycota, Dothideomycetes, Botryosphaeriales, Botryosphaeriaceae. The record is from RefSeq and is a predicted model, not a curated record.
AUGGCGAACCUUCACUUCGCGGCGUCUAGCGCGCCGCUGAAGAGCAUUCAAGAAAUCCAGUUCGGUCUGCUGGAUCCGGCGGAGAUCCAAGAGAUGAGUGUUGCUCACAUCAUCUAUCCGGAGACCAUGGACGAGGCGAAGCAGCGUCCCCGUGAAGGUGGUUUGAACGACCCCAAGCUUGGCUCCAUUGAUCGGGCGUAUUCGUGUGCCACCUGCGGUGAAAACAUGCAGGAGUGUCCAGGUCACUUUGGACACAUCGAGCUGCAUACGCCCGUCUUUCACGUUGGCUUCAUCAACAAGAUCAAGAAGCUGCUUGAGUGCGUGUGCCACAACUGUGGCAAGAUCUUAGCAGAUGAAUCUGAGCAACAUUUCAAAGAUGCCUUGCGGUUACGAGACCCGAAGAACCGCUUCGAAGCGAUAUGGAAGGUCUGCAAGCCCAAGACCCUCUGUCAGAUGGACCAACCGUCGGAGGAGUACGACGGUGCUCAGAAGAACAAGAAGCCCCAGAUUCAGCAUGGCGGAUGCGGAAACCGCCAACCUGAGAUUCGCAAGGACGGUCUGAAGUUGAUGGGAACCUGGAAGCCCCAGAAGGGUGAAGAUGAAGAGGAAGCUCGCCAGCCGGAGAAGCGCGUGAUCAAGCCUCAGGAUGUGCUGAACAUCUUCAAGCUGAUCACCGACGAGGCGCUCGUGACUCUUGGCCUGAACAUCAACUUUGCCAGGCCUGAGUGGAUGAUAAUUACCAUGUUGCCCGUUCCGCCUCCGCCGGUCAGGCCUUCCAUUUCCGUAGAUGGAACUGGACAGGGAAUGCGUGGAGAGGAUGAUUUGACCUAUAAGCUGGCUGAUAUCAUCCGCUCCAACGGAAGCAUCAAGCGCUGUCACUCGGAGGGUGCUGCGCAGCACGUCAUCGACGAUUUUGAGGUGCUUCUCCAAUGGCACGUAGCAACCUACAUGGACAACGACCUCGCCGGUCAGCCGCAAGCGCAACAGAAGUCAGGCAGAGCCUUGAAGACCAUUCGUGGUCGUCUAAAGGGUAAGGAUGGUCGUCUUCGUGGCAACUUGAUGGGAAAGCGUGUCGACUUCUCCGCGCGUACCGUCAUUACCGGUGAUCCCAACCUGGAUCUGGACGAAGUCGGUGUACCGCGAUCCAUCGCUAGGACCCUGACUUAUCCUGAGACUGUUACGCCAUACAACAUUGCAAAGCUUCAUGAACUGGUCAAGAACGGCCCGAAUGAGCACCCUGGUGCGAAGUACAUCAUCCGCGAUGACGGCACGCGCAUCGAUCUUCGUCAUCACAAGCGCGCCGGAGAGAUCCAGCUUGCGUAUGGCUGGAAGGUUGAGCGUCAUGUCGUCACCGGAGAUUUCAUUAUUUUCAACCGCCAGCCCUCUCUACACAAGGAGUCUAUGAUGGGUCACCGCGUCCGUGUCAUGCCCUACUCGACUUUCCGCUUGAACUUGUCGGUCACUUCUCCAUACAACGCCGAUUUCGACGGUGACGAGAUGAACUUGCACGUUCCGCAGACUGAAGAGAGUCGUGCAGAAGUCAUGCAGCUCUGCAUGGUGCCGCUCAACAUUGUGUCACCUCAGCGCAACGGUCCGCUCAUGGGUAUCGUGCAGGACACGCUCUGCGGUGUCUACAAGCUUUGCAAUCGUGAUAUCUUCCUCACCAAGGAGCAGGUUAUGAACGUACUUCUCUGGGUGCCGGAUUGGGAUGGCGUGAUUCCUCAACCAGCGAUCUUGAAGCCCCGUCCUCGUUGGACUGGAAAGCAGAUCAUCAGUCUUGCCAUUCCGGACAUCAACCUGGUCAAACCUGGCAAGACGCACGCGCCAAUUGAUGACAGCGGAGUUGUUAUCAUUGGUGGCGAGCUCAUCUACGGGCUCUUCAACAAGAAGAUUGUUGGUGCCAGCAGUGGUGGUAUUAUCCACACAGUCUUCAACGAGAAGGGCUGGGAAGCAACCGUGGGCUUCUUCAACGGCACUCAGCGUAUUGUCAACUACUGGCUGCUGCACACCGGGUUCUCUAUCGGCAUCGGCGACACCAUUCCUGACGCUGUCACCACGGGGAAGAUCGAAGAGGCCAUCAACAAGCAGAAGGAGUUCGUCUCAGAAAUCACAGAGGAAGCAACGCAGGACAAACUCGACCCGCUUCCUGGUAUGACCAAGAGAGAAACCUUCGAGAGUAGGGUCUCGGUCUGCCUGAACAAGGCCCGUGACGAUGCAGGUGCUGUUACCGAAAAAAGUGUAGCCAAAUGCAAUAACGCCAUUGCCAUGGCUGCCUCUGGUUCCAAGGGUUCUACCAUCAACAUUUCCCAGAUGACGGCGCUUGUCGGUCAGCAGUCCGUCGAGGGUAAGCGUAUCCCGUUUGGCUUCAAGUACCGGACUCUGCCGCACUUUACGAAGGACGACUACUCCCCCGCAGCCAGAGGCUUCGUUCAGAACUCGUACCUACGUGGUCUUACCCCCUCUGAAUUCUUUUUCCACGCCAUGGCUGGUCGCGAGGGUCUCAUCGAUACCGCCGUGAAGACCGCCGAGACUGGUUAUAUCCAGCGCCGUUUAGUCAAGGCUCUUGAAGAUGUCAUGGCCAAGUACGACGGAACCGUCCGCAACUCCCUCGGUGACAUCGUCCAAUUCAUCUACGGUGAAGAUGGUCUUGAUGGUGUCUAUAUUGAGAAGCAGGGCUGCGACUUCGUCAACUGCUCCGAUGCGCAGUUCAAACGCAAGUUUUACGUCAAUGUCAUGGACCCGUCAACUUCGCUCUCGAGCGACAUUCUGGAGCAGGCUGAUGCCAUCGCCGGUGAUAUCGAGGUGCAACGCCUGUUUGAUGAGGAGUUCGCUCAGCUGGAGGAAGACAGGAAAUAUGUCCGCAACAUCACGAAUGAUGCGGACGACCAGCGCCAGAUCCCGCUGAACAUCCAGCGUAUCAUCGAAACGGCGAAGAGCAAAUUCCGCAUCAAGGACGGUUCCCGGAGUGACCUGCACCCUGCCGACGUCAUUCCUAAGGUUACGGAGGUCCUGAACAGACUCAUUGUCGUACGUGGAGACGACCCGUUGUCGAGCGAGGCUCAGGAGAACGCCACCUUCCUCUUCAAGGCUCAACUGCGCUCGAGGUUGUCUUUCAAGCGUCUUGUUCGCGAACACUCUCUGAACAAGCUCGCGUUCGAGAACGUUCUCGGUGAUCUCGAGAACCGCUUCAACCGAGCGAUCGUCAGUCCCGGAGAAAUGGUUGGUGUGCUUGCUGCACAGUCCAUUGGUGAGCCCGCAACGCAGAUGACUCUGAACACCUUCCAUUUCGCUGGUGUGUCUUCGAAGAACGUUACCCUUGGUGUCCCACGUCUGAAGGAAAUUCUCAACGUUGCCAAGCAAAUCAAGACUCCUUCCAUGAAGGUGUACACGCAAACUCCCUUGGAGGCUUCGGAAGCGGAGAAGAGGCAGCAAGCCAAGCUCCUUCGCAGCCGUAUUGAGCACACGACGCUACGCUCCGUCACCGAGUGCGUCGAGCUCUACUAUGACCCCGACAUCCAGUCGACUGUGAUCGAGGCCGAUUCUGACCUGGUCGAGUCCUACUUCAUCAUUCCCGAUGAUACUGCGGAGGAUAUCGACUCACAGUCCAAGUGGCUCCUGCGUGUCGUGCUCAACCGUGGCAAACUUCUCGACAAGGGCCUGACGGUUCCUCAGGUCGCCAGCAGGAUCAAGGAGGAAUAUCACAAGAACUUGGCCGUCAUUUUCAGUGACAACAACGCUGAAGAGCUGGUCAUCCGUAUCCGCCUCAUCAAGCACGAUGUGAAGGAGGACGACGAAGAGAAUGAUGAGAAGCUGCUUGCCAUGCUUGAGCAGAAACUGCUCGACGAAUUGACCCUUCGUGGUGUCGAGGACAUUGAGCGUGCCUUCAUCAACAGCGGCCAGACGCAGGUGAUCAGAGAUGACGGCACCCUCUACAUGGCGAAGACCAACGACUGCACGGAAUGGUUCCUCGACACCACUGGUACUGCUCUGUCUGCGGUCCUUACGGUUGAGGGAGUCGAUGCCAAUCGGACGUACUCGAACAACUUCUUCGAGAUUUUCUCCGUCUUCGGUAUCGAGGCCACGCGUACAGCUCUUCUGAAGGAGUUCACCCAGGUGCUGGCGUUCGACGGUUCAUACGUCAAUCAUCGUCACUUGGCGCUCCUGGUCGACGUCAUGACGGCUCGUGGCCAUAUCAUGGCUGUCACUCGCCACGGUAUCAACCGUGCGGAUACUGGUGCGCUCAUGCGUUGUUCUUUCGAAGAGACGGUCGAAAUUCUGCUGGAUGCGGCGGCGUGCGGUGAACUGGAUGACUGCCGCGGUGUUUCGGAGAACAUCAUGUUGGGUCAACUGGCACCUGCUGGUACCGGCGAGAUGGACAUCAUGGUGGACAAGAACAUGCUCAACACGUGUGCGUCGGACAAUGCUCGCUAUGGACUCAUGCCUGGUCUGGCUGCUGCUCCUGGGUACAUUGCCGAUGGUGCGGCUACGCCCUACGACAUCGGCUCCCCGUCGCACGAGGGCGCGUUCGCGGGUCCGGACUACGGCGCAUCGUUCUCGCCGAUGGUGCAGGCUGGUGGCGACGACAGCGGUGGCCUUACCUCGUAUGGCUCUUUCAGUGACGGCGGCAUGAGUCCGUACGCCCGCAGCCCUGGGUAUGCGCCCACCAGCCCCUUCAGCGGACAGAGUCCUACCUCUCCCGGCUACUCGCCCACGUCGCCUGGUUACUCUCCCACGUCGCCAGGCCUCAAUCUCACAAGCCCACGGUUCGGUGGCACGUCGCCAGCCUUCUCGCCCACUUCGCCGGGCUACUCUCCCACAUCGCCCGGCUACUCGCCGACGUCGCCAGCGUUCAACAGCCUGUCGCCCACGUCGCCCAACUACUCGCCAACGUCACCCUCUUACUCGCCCACGUCGCCGUCGUCGCCCACAUCGCCGGCUUAUUCGCCGACAUCUCCGAGCUAUAGCCCGACGUCGCCGGCUCACGCAACGUCACCCAAGUAUAGCCCGACGUCUCCGGCAUACAGCCCGACUUCGCCGAUGUAUUCGCCUACGAGCCCGCAGUUCGGCAGCGGGAGCGACAGACGGUCGCCGACGUCGCCUGCCAUGGGGUAUUCGCCGACCAGCCCGGUGUACAGCCCGACCAGUCCUGCUGGCGACCAAUACUCGCCGACGUCACCGAGGUUCUCUCCUACGUCUCCGGGUGCGGGGCAGUACUCGGCCACGACGCCGAAGUAUUCGCCUACGUCCCCGAAGUACUCUCCUACUUCGCCGCGUCAGGACUAA